Morchella importuna is the source of this 1134-nucleotide messenger RNA. RefSeq lists its product as uncharacterized. Bases 1 to 1134 code for a protein of 377 amino acids. The record is from RefSeq and is a predicted model, not a curated record. NCBI's taxonomy places the organism in Eukaryota, Fungi, Ascomycota, Pezizomycetes, Pezizales, Morchellaceae. The transcript is spliced from 4 exons. Gene Ontology annotation, biological process: carbohydrate metabolic process.
AUGUUCUCUGUUACCUCGCUCCCCCUCGUCCUCGUCUCUGCUCUAUCUGUUAGCGCCCUUACUUACGGCACAAAGCCUAUUGAUUAUGGAUAUGACGUCGAGAAAGUUAAAGAACAAGCGGUUGCCCUAGCUACGCACUCCUGGGAAUAUGGUACAGCAGCAGAAGCACUCCUUGAGUUCGAGAAUCCUGAAAUCUCGGUGUUUGGAUCUUCUCCCUUUCCGAUCCCUAGUAUUCCGCCCGCGGACGUGUCGGCGCUGGCAUAUGCGAAACAGCACAUAUAUCUCAACUCCUCGGUUCUUAUACCAGCUGAUGGUGCCGUGGGUGAUUCAGCGUCCCUGGGUGCGUUUGCGGUCCUCAUUGGGCGGACAGAUCCAGCGUAUAUGGAUGCUUCCGCGCGCGAGAUCAACUAUCUUCUCAACAUCGCACCCCGAUGGCCCAAUGGUGCAAUAAGCCACCGGGAAGAUGUCGCAGAGCUAUGGGCUGAUUUUGUCUAUAUGGCUCCUCCAUUUAUGGCAUACUACGCCGUGGCAACUAACAACGCUACUCUCCUCAAGGAGUCUGUUCGCCAGGCCAAGCUCUACAGGGAAGUUUUGGUGAAGCCAGAUGGACUCUGGACUCACAUCAUCGGCCCGCAGUCUGCCGAUAGUGGAUCGUGGUCUACCGGGAAUGGGUGGGCUGCUGCUGGGAUGGCCAGAGUGCUGGCCACGGUGAUGAAAGCACCCAUCUCGAAAGGGUGGACAAGUGAGAUUGCAGAGCUGAAGCAGGAGAUCAAAGAAAUAUUAGAUGCAGUAAUGACUGUAGGCUUGACUGAAAACGGGCUCCUAAGAAACUACCUUACAGACGCCACUUGGUUCGGCGAAGUGUCCGGUACCACAAUUCUCACAGCAGUUGCCUACCGCAUGCACGUCCUUGACAGCAAAACCUUUGGAAGCAAGUAUCGCAAAUGGGCCGAUGCCGGGCGGGCAACGAUCGCCACUUGUGUCGAUGCCAAUGGAAUAUUAGGACCCGCUAUCAAUCCGUUGUGGUGGGGUGAUAGAAACCCGGUGUAUACAGGUUCACCGGAGGGAAAUUCAUUUGCGGUCCUUCUGGCCGCUGCAUACAGAGAUUGUGUACAGAGCGGAAAGUGUUCUUAG